AUGGACAGAGGGAGAAGGGGGAAAGAAGAGGAGGAGGACAGAGGGAGAAGGGGGAAAGAAGAGGAGGUGGACAGAGGGAGAAGGGGGCAGGAGGAAGAGGAGGACUGUGGGAGAAGGGGGCAUGAGGAGGAGGAGAUGGACAGAGGGAGAAGGUGGCAGGAGGAGGAGGAGGUAGACAGAAGGUGGCAGGAGGAGGAGGUUGACAGAGGGAGAAGGUGGCAGGAGGAGGAGGAGGUGGACAGAGGGAGAAGGUGGCAGGAGGAGGAGGAGGUGGACAGAGGGAGAAGUGGGCAGGAGGAGGAGGUGGACAGAGGGAGACGUGGGCAGGAGGAGGAGGUGGACAGAGGGAGACGUGGGCAGGAGGAGGAGGUGGACAGAGGGAGACAUGGGCAGGAGGAGGAGGUGGACAGAGGGAGACGUGGGCAGGAGGAGGAGGUGGACAGAGGGAGACGUGGGCAGGAGGAGGAGGUGGACAGAGGGAGACGUGGGCAGGAGGAGGAGGUGGACAGAGGGUGA
Molecule: messenger RNA, 516 nt
Organism: Schistocerca nitens (vagrant locust)
Lineage: Eukaryota; Metazoa; Arthropoda; Insecta; Orthoptera; Acrididae
Product: antho-RFamide neuropeptides-like
Exons: 1
Coding region: 1-516 (171 amino acids)
Source: RefSeq, a predicted model, not a curated record